Molecule: messenger RNA, 1530 nt
Organism: Penicillium macrosclerotiorum
Lineage: Eukaryota; Fungi; Ascomycota; Eurotiomycetes; Eurotiales; Aspergillaceae
Product: Glycerophosphoinositol permease 1
Exons: 6
Coding region: 1-1530 (509 amino acids)
Biological process (GO): carboxylic acid transport; transmembrane transport
Cellular component (GO): plasma membrane
Molecular function (GO): carboxylic acid transmembrane transporter activity
Source: RefSeq, a predicted model, not a curated record
AUGACUACAGAGCCGUCGUUGGCUCUCGAUCCAGAGACAGAGGUUUCUAAAGCCGAGGGCCACGAUUCUGCCAGCGCUCUUGAUUCCGGCCCCAACUCCAAUUCUGACCCCUCACGCGAGGUCUCCAAGGAAAAACAGAGUCUAUCGAAUCUGUUUACGAUUUUCGCCAGUGGCUUUGCCCUUAUCAGCGAUGGAUACCAGAACAAUCUCAUGACCAUGACCAAUGUUCUUCUCAAGAAGCAAUACCCCAAGGAGUAUACCUCCACCGUGAGCACGCGCGUGUCUAAUGCGCUGUUGGUGGGCGAAGUCAUUGGGCAGGUUGUUGUUGGUCUCACUUGCGACUACCUUGGUCGAAAAUGGGCCAUCGUAUUUACGACACUGAUGAUCAUUAUCGGUGGCAUCCUGGCCACUGCUUCUCAUGGCGUUACGAUUAAUGGCAUGUUCUGGAUGAUGACUGUAGCACGUGGCGUCGUUGGUUUUGGCACCGGUGGGGAGUACCCAGCCUCGUCUACCUCAGCCUCCGAAUCCGCGAACGAAUUAACCCCUAAGCACCGUGGUCCGGCCUUCAUCAUGGUGACCAACUUCCCACUAUCCUUUGGUGGCCCCUUUGCGGUAUCCAUUUUCUUGAUUGUACUCAUGGCCUGCCAACAAUCGCACUAUAGCACCGUAUGGCGUGUGUGUUUUGGCAUUGGCUGCAUCUGGCCACUCUCAGUAUUCUACUUCCGCAUUCGCAUGCUCAACUCAACACUUUAUCGCCGUGGGGCAAUCAAGAAGCAUGUGCCCUAUCUCCUUGUCAUUCGAUACUACUGGAAGGCGCUGAUUGGCACCUGCGGUGCUUGGUUCCUGUACGACUUCGUUACGUUUCCAAAUGGUGUCUUUUCAGGCACCAUCAUCUCAUCAGUUGUCACUAACGGCACUAUUCUUCAAACCGGAGAAUGGCAGCUUCUGCUGGGAGCCAUUGCGCUUCCCGGUGUCUUCCUCGGGGCUCUACUAUGUGAUCGUGUCGGCCGCAAGAAUGUGAUGAUGAUUGGAUUCAGUGGAUAUCUCGUUUUCGGCCUGAUAAUUGGCUGCGCCUACUCCCGCAUCACCAAGAUCGUCCCGCUCUUUAUCGUCUUUUACGGGCUCAUGCAGAGCUCCGGCAAUUUCGGGCCUGGGAACAUUCUUGGUCUGAUCUCGUCUGAGUCCUAUGCUACCGGUGUCCGUGGUACUUGCUACGGUAUCUCCGCCGCGGUAGGUAAAGCCGGCGCAGCCAUCGGUACGCAGGCGUUCCAGCCGAUUGAGAACAGGCUGGGGAAGAAUUGGACAUUCAUCAUUGCGGCCAUUUGCGGCGUAGUCGGUAUCACGGUGACCUAUUUCUUUGUUCCUGAUCUCUCAGGUGAGGAUCUCCGGGUGCGCGAUGAGCAGUUCCGAGCCUACUUGGUGUCGAAUGGGUGGGACGGUGCUAUGGGUGAAGACGAUCUGAAAGCUCUUGCUGGUGAUGGUGUUGCGCGUGUGGUUGCUAAUGAAAGCACGCCUUUGAAGGACGGUUGA